Molecule: messenger RNA, 1974 nt
Organism: Impatiens glandulifera
Lineage: Eukaryota; Viridiplantae; Streptophyta; Magnoliopsida; Ericales; Balsaminaceae
Product: ABC transporter G family member 9-like
Exons: 4
Coding region: 1-1908 (635 amino acids)
Cellular component (GO): membrane
Molecular function (GO): ATP binding; ATP hydrolysis activity; ABC-type transporter activity
Source: RefSeq, a predicted model, not a curated record
AUGGUGGUCGACGUUGAAUCACAAACUGAUCAUACUCAUCAUCAUCAUCAAACAACUUCUAUCUUCAAGAAAUUAUCUAAUCAUGACCAUGUUACAUUGAAGUUUGAAGAUGUUGUUUACAAGAUUAGACCUAAAGAUGGUGGAGUACUAUCCAUAUUUAAGAACAAAGUACAAGAAGAGAAAACAAUCUUGAAAGGAGUAAGUGGAAUUGUCCGGCCAGGUGAGAUGUUGGCCAUACUUGGACCUUCCGGCAGCGGCAAGACCACUCUCCUCGGCGCCAUUGGUGGCCGCCUCCGAAGUCUUGGACAUCUCACCGGAAAAAUAUUGUUCAAUGACAGUCCUUUCUCUAAUACUAUGAAGAGAAAAACUGGUUUUGUUACUCAAGACGACGUUCUUUAUCCUCACCUUACUGUCACAGAAACCCUAGUUUUCACUGCCCUUCUUAGGCUACCGAACAGCCUCACCAAAGAUGAAAAGACCAAGAGUGCGGAGGCUAUCAUAGCUCAACUUGACCUAACCAAGUGCAAGGAUAACAUAAUUGGGAAUUCUCUUCUUAGGGGAGUUUCCGGGGGAGAAAGGAAGAGGGUUAGUAUAGGGCAAGAGAUGCUCAUUAACCCUAGUAUUUUGUUUUUGGACGAGCCUACUUCCGGCCUUGACUCAACCACAGCCCAACGAAUAGUAUCGACGCUUUGGGACUUGGCGAAUGGCGGUGGGAGGACGAUCGUGAUGACGAUCCACCAACCUUCGAGUCGACUUUUCUACUUGUUUCACAAGGUGAUGUUGUUAUCUCAAGGAAAUCUCAUGUACUUUGGAAAAGGAAACGAGGCAAUGGAAUACUUUUCUAGGAUUGGUUACGCCCCGUCAAUCGCAAUGAAUCCUGCUGACUUUUUACUAGAUCUCGCAAACGGUAUAUUACCGGAUGAAGAAGGCGGGGAGGAAUAUCAUUGUACUAAUGUAAAGAAUACAUUAAUAUCCUAUUUCAAGAACAACAACGAAGUAAAAAGCUUGACGAAAGAGCUUCAAGUGACCACCAACGAUUUCCACGAGAAUUCAAGAGAAAAAAGGAAGGAUCAUGGAACUCGAAAGUGGUCUACUACAUGGUGGCAACAAUUCACGGUUUUGUUUAAAAGAGGGUUGAAGGAAAGGAGGCACGAGUCCUUUUCGGGACUCGUGAUUGCUCAAGUCCUUUUUGGAGCUAUCCUUUCGGGACUCUUAUGGUGGAAAACCGAUGCCGAUAAUAUACAAGAUCAGGUUGGUCUCAUUUUCUUCAUAGUCAAUUUUUGGGGAUUCUCUCCGUUAUUUCAAGCCAUCUUCACGUUCCCUCCAGAACGUGCGAUACUCGAAAAAGAAAGAUUGUCGGGAAUGUACAAACUCUCGUCCUACUUUAUGGCAAGAACUAUGGGCGACUUGCCGAUGGACCUCGUACUUCCCACACUUUUCGUCACUAUAACCUAUUGGAUGGCCGGGCUCAAACCUGCAGCCCCAAACUUCUUCGGAACACUUUUCACAACACUACUUUCCGUGGUUGUCUCGAGUGGAUUCGGACUUGCAAUUGGGGCCAUGGUGAUGGACCAAAAGUUGGCAAUUACUUUGGCCUCAAUGACAUUUCUUACGUUACUAUUGGCUGCCGGUUAUUAUGUCCAACAUGUUCCUAACUUUGUUUCAUGGAUAAAGUAUGCCUCGUUUACUCAAUAUGUUUUCAAGCUUUUGUUGGAUAGUCAAUUCAAGCAAGACGACACUUACCCUUGCGACAAUGGGACGUGUUUGGUUCGAGAUUUUCCUUCGGUGAAGGCGGUGGGACUUGGAGAUCAAGCGAUGUCGAUAUUGGCUUUGAUGUUAAUGUUGGUGUUUCUUAGAGUUGUUGCAUAUAUUGCUCUCAUGAGGAUAGGUGUGACAAACAAAUUAUGAAUUGCUAUUAUGUUGCUAGCUAUCAUUUGAAAGGGGAGGAUAAUUAGUCAAACUUAUUUUAUAUGC